AUGUCAGCCUUCGCAUCCCAUGACGAUCAAGAUACCCAAGACUACUCCUAUGUCUCUCCGGACCACGCAACUACGACCCCUCCCAUGCCCCAAGACAUGAUCUCCGACCCAGAUGCUUCGCACGGCCGCAAUCGCUCCGCAAACCCGCUGCUGAAAAAUGACAACCCACAUGUAUCAGAACUAGAGCAGGAAGUGCUGGACGAGUACUCCCGUCUACUCCGGAACGUUAACCAGUCUCCGAUCUCGCGGGCUCCCCCUGCCUCAAUGACACUUGACGGCCUCCGUCUGCUAGAGCGCAAAACCGCGACCGUGUGCACUCUGCUCAAGGCUAGUGUCUACAGUAUUGUCUUGCAGCAGCAGAUCUGGAACGAGGAUCAAAAGCAGCAGCAGCAGAGCGAGGAGGCACAAUAUGGGGAUCAGACAUACACUGGUGGUGGGUAUGAGGGCGAGGGAGACAUGACAUUCCAGUGA
This is a messenger RNA of Penicillium longicatenatum, 471 nucleotides long. Its product is annotated as DASH complex subunit DAD3 family protein. The coding region runs from base 1 to 471 and encodes 156 amino acids. Lineage: Eukaryota; Fungi; Ascomycota; Eurotiomycetes; Eurotiales; Aspergillaceae. The transcript is spliced from 2 exons. Gene Ontology annotation, biological process: attachment of spindle microtubules to kinetochore. The record is from RefSeq and is a predicted model, not a curated record. Gene Ontology annotation, cellular component: mitotic spindle; DASH complex.